Molecule: messenger RNA, 678 nt
Organism: Parathielavia appendiculata
Lineage: Eukaryota; Fungi; Ascomycota; Sordariomycetes; Sordariales; Chaetomiaceae
Exons: 1
Coding region: 102-614 (170 amino acids)
Source: RefSeq, a predicted model, not a curated record
AUGCUGAGCUUGGAGGAGCAGGUUGGCCAUGCUGAGACCGUUCUUAUACUCCAACGUCAAGCUCCCGUUCUCAACAAGAUGCUGACUUCCGCAUCGGGUCAAUGGCAGGGACUGGUUUAGAUGUGCUGUAUAAGUGGCCCUACCUCGGUGAGCUACGCGAUCAAGGUCCGACAUCCACCCAAUCGCAUGGAAUGCUCGGUGCUAUUCUCUCAGAGUUCCACGCGUAUGCCAUGCCUCGGUGCAACGUCGAAACCCUUAGGCUCGGCCGUUGUCGAUCUUGCCCCCGGGGCCGCCACUACCCGUCUAGGGCAGUUGUUUCGUCUGCCAAGAGCCUGCCUGCGGGGAGAGGCUGUUUAACGCUAAGCGAGGACCUGGAGAAGCACCGAUGUGUUGCCGUCGUUGUGGGGGGGAUUCGACGUCACACGGCUGCACCCCGGAUCAUCUCCAAUGACUUGCAGCGCGGGGAGGGAUUUAGGCAUGGCCAAACGAUCGCUGAGGUUCCGGAGAGCGACUGUUUCCCAGGGAACAAGGACUGUACGGAGUACCGAGGCAACAUUAAAAAACACCACAUACAGAGGGGAAAUCGAGUAUCGGCGCUCAGCGGGCGUGAUUGAUGCUUGAAAGUGAACGGUUGCAGGCGGUCGCAUUCUAUGUCUAGUAUGUCGGAUGAUGGCGGGA